GACCUGAGUGCUCUUCGUAAUUUCAUCCUUGGCACAAUGGUCAUAAAUUAUACCUGUAUAAUGGACGCAUAUACCAACUAAUCUUCUUUUGACUAACAACCAGGGGCAUGAGGAGUUAACCUUGCGGGUCGCUGAAACUCGUCAAGGAAUCAGAUACACCGUAAGCGCAAGUGGUUGUUUCUGUGUGUCUUUGAAUUACCACGAUCACAAAGCAAGGACAGACCUAUAUAUAAGGGAGAGUAUAAAGCAAGGCACUUCCCUCUGGAAAGAGUUUGCCACAACAGAGUGCAUCUUUUCCACCAUGGUUGGGAUUUCCAAGGAACAAUGACCGGCCUUAGAGCAUACAUUUGGAUGAACAUGACAUUGUAAACGGAAACUCUGAAAUUACAACGUUUUCACACUCAAGCUCAACUUGACAUUCGUUGAAAGUCUAGCACCAAGCCAGUGUUCGUCAACAUGUCCAAGAGGUACUUGUUUUAUUUGAUAGUGCCAAUUCUAUCAGCGGCGGGGAUCCUGCUCUAUUUUGUUGCUGGGGAGAUGCUGCCACAUGCCCCUUUUGUUUGGAGCUACCGGGGCCCAUCCCCAUCAGACAACAAGUUAAAUUCGGGAAUCUUGCGCCAUUACACCAAGUCGAGCGACGUGGAGCAGCCAUCCUGCAACUGUUCUUGUGUGGCAACGGACUCCAUUACCAGAGCCUACUCAAUUGGUCACCGCGCCACUACACCCUCUAAAACACCUCUGCUAGAUUCGUCUAAGCGCCAGAACCCUGUCGGCCACGAUGUUGACAUUGGCACCAGACUAUUUGACGCCAACUCACUGGGUAAUAAUAUCGUAAUCCAAGCAGCGAUGCGGACCGGGUCUUCUCUCGUCGGUGAGGUAUUUGGCCAAAACGACAACAUCUUUUACCUCUUCGAACCUGGUAUUUCCUUAGAGAACGAAUUCGCUUUAAACGGAACUGUUUUUGUACAGCAGUUAUACGUCGAUAUGUUGAGUUCGUUAUAUCACUGCGAUAUCACUUCUCAAGAUUUUUACCUGAAAUGGUUGUCACGCAAAACUCAGAAUCAUGUUCGGAAAGUGGCUCCGCGGCUGUUUGAUUCAUUGUGCCCCCAAAUGAAACCAGGAGGCUCGGGGCACAGCGUGUGUGGAGCUGUUUUACCCAGGCAGUUUAUGCAAGAAUGUCGAGCGAAAAGAACUAUUGCAAUCAAAUCUGUUCGCAUUUGGCACAUUGGGAUGUUUCUGCCUCUGAUACAAGACAUCAACGUGAAACUCAAGGUCAUUCACCUCGUCCGGGACCCGCGUGGUAUGACUGCAUCGCGAGUGCCGGCCAUGAAUGUCGUGAAGGGGACUCACCACCGUCUAGCGUCCAACUCUUUCACGGAAGAAAUGCGCGAAUAUCUCAGGCGAUUCUGCUCCCUGAGUCUGGAAAACAAAGAAACGGGCUGGUACCAUCCCAAGUACCGGGACAAUUACUUACUGCUAAGGUACGAGGACAUGGCACUGAAUCCAGAGCGAGUCACCCAACUCAUCUACAAUUUCACAGGACUCGGUGCGGUCCCAGAGUGUGUCUCUAAAUGGAUCGCUGAAAAUACGCAGACUUAUAAGCCGGGAUUAUAUUCAACCACUAGGGUGUCAAGUAAAAGGUAUCAAGCCUGGCGUACUACGUUAGACUUCAAGACCGCAAAAGCCAUCGAAAAUGUUGGACGUUGUGCAGAGAUGAUGCAGCAUUUUGGAUAUCUCCCCUUGCAAAAUGAGUCGCAUCUUAGGAAAUUAUCGUCUUCUUUGGUUGUGCCAAUUCCUCCGCCUAGCGGUUCCCAGAAAUAUAAAUCAUUCCGAUUUGCAGUUUGAUUGGGCAUUCACACAUCAACCAUCCAAGUGCCGUGUCAAGUUUUAAGAUCUGAAGAUCCGAAUUGGAUGGCUAUAAAUAGAAACUGUGUUUCCUUGCUGUCUCUGCUGGUUUUUUAGCGUUGCAUUCGACUCUUCGUAUUUGGACCACAAAAUUGAACUAGUUGAACUUGGAAUCGGAUAUUCUGCCCCAAUCUUUGCUUGCUCCACAGCUGUUUAUUCUAGACACUUUUCCAUUUGUCGAAAAUAGCCAGACUUAUUUUUCACAGGGUUCUACUAAUGAUACCCAGCCUUACAUCUCAUUUGGCUUAGAUUCUGUUAACGACAAACGAUUUGUCUCGACGUUUAAAGGGCCAAGACAAUUUUUUUAAUGCAGUUCUUGUAAAUACCUUUAAUGAUGUAUGUUACCUGUUUUAAAUUUUGGCCCAGCCUUUUUUUUAGGAAAGUCUGGUACCUUUUCUUUGGUUUUGUUCUAAAGCAAAUUGAUACAUUUAUCAACGUAAGUGUGAUGGUGUCUAAGGGAGAAACUUCAAUCCUUCAAGUCUUUCUGAGCUAGAUUUUGUCCAAAUUUGGGGUACAUUUUGUUUACUUUGGUGAUUCGUUAUUUCGGUUAAAGACAGAAAGCCAGUGAGCAAAGUUUUCUAAAAAUAUAAAUAUUUUUUUCAUUUCCCCUAAAAGAGGGACUUUUUAAAAUUUUUGUUCUCACGAAAUAACACA
This is a messenger RNA of Acanthaster planci (crown-of-thorns starfish), 2559 nucleotides long. Its product is annotated as carbohydrate sulfotransferase 3-like. Lineage: Eukaryota; Metazoa; Echinodermata; Asteroidea; Valvatida; Acanthasteridae. Gene Ontology annotation, biological process: sulfur compound metabolic process; N-acetylglucosamine metabolic process. Gene Ontology annotation, molecular function: N-acetylglucosamine 6-O-sulfotransferase activity. The record is from RefSeq and is a predicted model, not a curated record.